Leptopilina boulardi is the source of this 1964-nucleotide messenger RNA. Its product is annotated as BTB/POZ domain-containing adapter for CUL3-mediated RhoA degradation protein 3. The transcript is spliced from 4 exons. The record is from RefSeq and is a predicted model, not a curated record. Lineage: Eukaryota; Metazoa; Arthropoda; Insecta; Hymenoptera; Figitidae. The coding region runs from base 322 to 1326 and encodes 334 amino acids. Gene Ontology annotation, biological process: protein homooligomerization. Gene Ontology annotation, molecular function: protein binding.
AAAAAAAAUGCUAAAACCUAAAAGUCAAUAUGGUCGUUCAUUAGAUAAGUCAUUUAUCGGUAAAAGAGAUGUAAAGAAAUCCACAAAAUAUUCUUUCGAUUUAAAGUGAUAAUAGGAAAUAAUAGUGUAGUAUUAAGGGAGAUUUAGAAAAAAUACAUGCCUGACAGUUGACUAGAAGAAAAUCGUGAAAAAAAAUGUUGCUAACAGAGACGACGUAGAUAUAGCUCAAAAAAAAAAAAAAAUCAUAAUAAAAUUGUGUUCGUUUUUUGAGACCCCCAAAAAAAAUUAAGUCACAAUAAAUUUGUUACAUUCAUGUGUUAAAUGUUGAAUUUGACACUUGAUAAAAACGAUAUCUCGUCAUCAUCACAAUCAUCAUCAUUUAUUCCCUCAUCGUCGACUUUAUUUUCUUCGCCCAUAUCUACGUUUCUCGUUAAAGUCAACAUUAUGUCAGGAGAUCAUCAAUCUGUCAUUAAAUAUCCAUCCGAAUAUGUCAAACUUAAUAUUGGCGGAUCUUUGCAUUACACUACCAUUGGCACACUCAGAAAACAUGAUACAAUGUUACGUGCAAUGUUCAGUGGUCGAAUGGAAGUUUUAACCGAUUCAGAAGGUUGGAUAUUAAUUGAUCGUUGUGGAAAACAUUUUGGCACAAUUUUAAACUUUCUAAGGGAUGGUUCAGUGCCUUUACCAGAAAGUGCAAAGGAAAUGGCAGAACUUUUAGCUGAGGCCAAGUAUUAUUGUAUAAGCGAACUGGCGGAAUCUUGUGAACAGGCGCUCCAAAAAAAGGAGCGUGAAACAGAGCCAAUAUGUCGUGUCCCUUUAAUAACAUCUCAACGGGAGGAACAAUUGCUUAUUAGUAAUACCACAAAACCUGUGGUUAAAUUACUUGUAAAUAGACACAAUAAUAAAUAUUCAUAUACAAGUACAUCGGAUGAUAAUUUAUUGAAAAAUAUAGAACUCUUUGACAAGAUGAGUCUUCGAUUUAGUGGUCGAGUUCUAUUCAUAAAAGACGUGAUUGGUUCAAGUGAAAUUUGUUGCUGGACAUUUUACGGCCAUGGACGUAAAGUUGCUGAAGUUUGUUGCCAUUCUAUCGUCUAUGCGACUGAUAAGAAACAUACGAAGGUCGAGUUUCCAGAGGCGCGAAUAUACGAGGAAACAUUAAAUAUUUUGCUCUAUGAGCAUCGUAAUGGACCUGAUCAAGAAUUAAUGCAAGCGACAUCGUCGAGGGGAGCAGUGCAAGGUGGUGCACCACCAUGUACAUCCGAUGAAGAAGAAGGCGAACGUACUGGUCUCGCACGACUUCGUUCAAAUAAACAAAAUACCAACUGACCCAUCCGCACAUUUCUUCCCCCAUCUCAAUUAGCAAUUCGUACUGGUUGGGGCGUUGUUCGCACAUUAAAAACACGUGCCAAUCUAAAAUAAAAAUUCGGCAAAUUUUGCCAAUUUCUUAUUUUCACGCGUGGAAAAAGUAAUCUCCACUUUUUUCUCCAAAAAGAAGGGGGGGAAAAAAAAAUUAUGCGAAUAGACUGCAAUUUUUCUGAUGACAAAAAGAAAUUGAAAAAAUAAUAUUUCGCAAGAAAAAAAAAAAUUUUUUUAAUGGCAAAAAAAAAAAACGAAAAAGGAAAGAGCACCAAAGAAAAUAAAAUCAGAUUUUUUUUUUUUCAUUAAAUAAAAAAGAGUCAGGAUAAAUUUCUAGAUUUAUACACAUACAAAUACACACACACAAGAUUACCAAAGGCGUUGAAUGGAAAUUGAAUUGUGAAUUUCGAAAAGAGCUGAACUCGAAAAAGCGUAAGUGUUAUUUUUGCAUAACAAUAGAUAGUGAAAAUGACUCUUACGGUUUUUAGAGUUGAGCCUUUUUCAAAAUUCACGAUUCAAUUUUUUGAGAGAAUAUUAAUUUUUUUUUUGGGCCGAUAAUAGAGAAUUUGAAUUUUUUAUUCAGUUUUUUUUCAGUAAGAUGAAUAGUU